AUGAAAAGAUCUCGAACAUGCACCCAAGCUUCUCCCCAAGAAGGGACCACUGCUACUACUUCUUCGAUUUUAGUCACAGCAGAUCCUCAACUGGAGAACCACCAGUCUACUCCUUCUAAAGGGAAACAAGUUAUUGUUAAAGAGUCUAGGGAAGGAGAUUCGUACGAUGAAAGUUCAACUUCUUUGUCUAGAUAUACUAUCUCUGAUGAAAACGAGACAGAAAGAGAAAAUCAAGGCAAUGAUUAUGAGGAAGGAGAAGUCGAUAUUAGCGGUGAAGAUGAUAUAAUUGUAGAAGAUGUUCCUGCCGAUGAAGGACAUACUCUCCCAACCUUCGAAAACCUUAUUCUCUUUAUUUACUUUUGUUCUUUUCUCCUUUCCUAUCUUAUAUAUUUUAUUUCAAGCGAUCAUGUUGUGAAUACGAAGGCAGAUAACACUUCUCCCAUAGAUUUACCUCCCGUCGUACCAGCGACUUCACCGAGAUUCUCGAUGCAUCCACGAGUAGUGGCAUGUGAAAUUGCUUUUCUGGUGGAGUCAACUGAUUUACCAACUCCCACCACUGUCGAUUCAAGUACUGAACCUAGGGCUCCAUCUUUUGCUGAGAUGGCGGAACCUGAUCCUUCUCUCGUUAGAGAGACACAACUGCUCGCUGUUUCGGCACCAGCAAAAGGGAACUUACCCCAAAGUGGUAUGGCAAGUUCUGGCUCUAUUGGGACUUCAUCAAAUGUGUUGUCCUUUAAGAAGGUUUCUGCAUACAAAUUGGCACUGAUCAGGAAUUCCAUAUUAGCUAUCAUUGAGAUGUUUAAAGAUCUUGAUCAAUGGUCAGAUCUGGCUAUCGCUUUAGAUGUCUUAGACAGUGUUGCACGGAUGGCUAAAGUCAAUGUUUCUUCUGUACGCGAUGCUCUCUUAAGAUUCCAUAAUUCGAUAACUGUUCUAUCAUCUGAUGAAACUGCGAUUGUCCCGCCUAAAAUUUUGGAGUAUAGGAAGCAGCUUGUGUACUCUAAGGAGAAAGUUUCUCAGAUUUCUCCCAUUGUCUCUCGCCACGAUCAAGAACAGUUAUCUUUGAGAGAGCAACUGAAGACUUUUGCUGAUAACAAGACAUCUAUUCAGGAUCGUAUUACUCUUUUGAAGUAAGAAAUCGCUCAGUUGGAGAAGCAAAGUUUGGAGGAAGAUCUGAACAUUGAAAGAGUAUAGAAAAAGAUACAGUACAGCCUUCACUCUGUGGAUUCUGAAAGAUCUGAAUUGGCUAAGAAUGAAGAAUUAAUUGCCUCUUUGGAGGAAAAGCUAGCUGGUAUCUCGGAUCCUACUAGAAUUAUUUCAAAUGCCAGACUAGAACAUGCGGCUGCUCAAGUUAAUCUUCAAAAAAAUUUGCAACAAUACUUAGCAGCAUUAGGCAUUA
Molecule: messenger RNA, 1396 nt
Organism: Magnolia sinica
Lineage: Eukaryota; Viridiplantae; Streptophyta; Magnoliopsida; Magnoliales; Magnoliaceae
Exons: 3
Coding region: 1-1131 (376 amino acids)
Source: RefSeq, a predicted model, not a curated record